This is a messenger RNA of Sphenostylis stenocarpa, 1593 nucleotides long. The record is from the annotation of a GenBank genome assembly. Lineage: Eukaryota; Viridiplantae; Streptophyta; Magnoliopsida; Fabales; Fabaceae.
AUGACGCCUAAAACUUUCAAUUUUCCCGCCAAACGCACAACCGCUCUUUUCCUCCUAGCCGCAACUGCCGCCGUCGCACAAAGUACCAACUCUGCCGUGUCUUCUCCUCUAUCGGCACUCUCCGCCGAUAAAAUUGGAGCCGAAAUCCGCGGCCUCGUCCGCACCGCUCGUGCCGUCUCAACGGUCGCUUCCACUGUUGUUGACUACGAAUUCUCUUUGCGCGGACUUCAAAAGGGCUCCGACCAGUACCGUCUAACGAUUUCUCAGGUGCAUCUACGCUCUGCCAAGAGGUUUCUCAAGUUAUGCGAAGUCAACAAAGGGUUUUAUGUGAAGGCUGGACAGUUCGUUGCGGCGCAGAAAGUGCUUCCUAGAGAGUACUCGUCCACUUUGUCUUCGUUACAGGACCGGGUCGCUCCUCUUCCUUUUAAAAUUGUCGGGGAAGUAUUAAAGAAUAGUUUCGGACCUGAUUUCUCUGAUAUGUUUUUGUCAAUUGAUGAACAACCUAUAGCUGCUGCAUCUAUUGCUCAAGUUCACCGUGCAGUGCUGAAAAGUGGUUAUGAAGUAGCCAUCAAGUUAUACCCUCAAUACAAGCUCGAGUGGCUACCAUUAGCAUUUUCUAAGUCUCUGUCUUCAGAACUUGCUAAGGAUGCAAAUUUUAUUCAGGAGGCAAGGAAUUCUGAAAUAGCAGCCAAAACUUUAAGAAAUAACAAAAUGGUCAGAGUUCCUCAUGUAUUCUGGGACAUGACAACAAGGCUUGUCCUAACCAUGCAGUUUUAUACAGGACACAAGAUUGAUGACUUGGAUUUUCUGAAUCAGAUUGGGGUUGAUCCAGAAAAGGUAGCAAAAUCACUGACUGAGCUAUUUGCUGAAAUGAUAUUUGUACAUGGUUACAUUCAUGGUGAUCCUCACCCUGUUCUUCUAGAUCAUGCAGCCUACACGGUAUUGGAUGAAGAAUUUAGAAAAGAUUUCUGUCAGUUAUGGGAAGCCUUGGUUCUCAAGGAUUCAAUGAAAACAAUUUGGUUUGGUGAGCGAUUAGGUGCUGGGAAGUAUUCCAGAUACUUACCCAUCGUUUUCACUGGAACAACCAUUGAAAGCAAAUAUGCUGUUGGAAUGUCAAUUGAAGAAAAAGAGACCUUGAAACACGAAUUGAAAUCUCUGUUGUUUGAGGACUUAAAUUCAUUCAUGGAGUCUCUGCCCCCAGAUUUUAUAGCUAUAAUGCGUGUAGAUGCCAUGAUAAGGUCUAUCAUUAGAAAGAUGGAUGCCUCACGGGUCAUGCGGUUGCUAACUUACACCAAAUAUGCUGUUUAUGGUAGUCUCUGUCCAAAAUUGGAUGGUGAAGGUGAAUCAUGUAAAAUACUCGGAACAAACUUCUAUUUUGCUGUGAAAGCUGGUUUUUUCAGUUUCAUAUCAACGUUAAAAUAUGUUCGGAUCCUAAUAAAGGUCCUUGUAGGGGCCAUUGAUGUUAUCCCUUGGCAGCAGAAGUUGAAGGGUGUGCAGAAUUACUUGUAUAGCAAGCUCAAUUGUGACUCGUUGGGCUUCGUGGUGCAUUGUGUUUUUCUUCUUCUAUGCAUCCGUCCUACUGCAUUGUUUUAA